UUAUAUGUUUUAUUUCUUUCCAGUGUGUUAAAUUCAGCAAAUGAACUGUGCAUUAAAUCAUGUAAGUGUGUUCUCUUUAGAGGACAUGUUCACUUAUUUACACAUAGAAAAUCAGCACAACGUGGAAUUUGGCCACAGGCGCCCAAACAUUUACAUAGAAGUGGCCUCACUCUCGCAUUGUGGUAGGUAAGGUCGCCUGGUUGCUCUCGCGAGAUCUGGCAGCACUGCAGUUCAGCACCCUCGAGUGGCGGUUCUCCUCACUGUGAACUAUCUGUGGCUGAAAGCGUUAUAAUGUCGAGUGCACCAGUAAAAGUCUACCUGGAUCUUCUGUCGCAGCCCUGCAGGGCUGUGCUGAUCUUCCUCAAACACAACAAAAUCCCUCACACGGUGGAGACUGUGGUGCUGAGCAGAGGAGAGCAGAAGAGCGCAGAGUUCACCCGCCUGAACCCCAUGCAGAAAGUCCCUGUGAUUGAACACAAGGGCUUUGUCCUGACUGAGAGUGAUGCUAUACUGAAAUACCUGGCGACGGUGUAUAACGUCCCGGAGCACUGGUACCCCCGCGAGCCGCUGCGGAGGGCCCGGGUGGACGAAUACACAGCCUGGCAUCACACCAACACACGCCUGCACACAGACAAGGUCUUCAUCAUGGAGGUGUUAACGUCCAGUAUGGUGGGCCAUCCUGCUGACCCAGCCGAGCUGCAGAAAGCUCUGGAGGAGAUGGAGCAGACUCUGCAGAAGCUGGAUGAGAUGUUCCUCAAGAGGCAGGCGUUCCUGUGUGGAGACGACAUCAGCAUCGCUGACCUGCUGGCCGUCUGCGAGAUCAUGCAGCCUCUCAGCAGCGGUCGGGACGUCCUGAAGAAUCAUCCAAAUCUCCAGAGCUGGAGAUCCAGGGUGCAGGCGGCUCUCGGAGAGUCGUUUAACGAAGCUCACAGCAUCCUGUACCGGCUCAGGGACAAAACCGCAGCAAAGCUAUAACCCAAACGUGCUGGAAUAUUCCAGAAGUUUAAUAAGGCAGGCCAGUAGAAAUGUUUGAGUUCCAGCGUUUGGAUGAGUUAAGCUGGUUCUCUCUGUGGGAAAAGUUAAUGGUGUUCUUGAAAAUCUCCAACUUCACUCUCUGUAGUUAAUCCAGGUCUAAAUCUGACAGUAUCCACUAUUCUCCUACCUUCAAACCGGAGAUGGGGUGUAUUGGGCCACAAGUGACAUUCUUCAUUUUUAUUUAAGUGUAGUUUGUGUACAUGGUCACUAAAGAGUGAACACAGUGCAUGAUUUUCAAUCCAUCGUUCCAUAAAUCUCAAACCAUCUAACCGUGCUGCUAACUGGGAGAGAGAAGCUGGUCAUAGAUAUACACACCUAGAUGCCGCGUUGGGUCCAGCCAGGCAUGUCAACAGUGCCGCCAUUUUAGGACGGUCAACAUCACUGCUAGACUGCAUUCAGUACCAUUACAGAGCGGCAGUUUAAGAAAGAUACUGUCCAAAAUUACACUAUUUCAAGAAUAUCACACUCAGAAAGUGGGAUAGGAUUAUAUAACGGAGGGAACGCAGUGAUCCACACUCAGGUUUGUGUGAUGCUUAUUGUUUGUGUGAUGUUUAUGUGUAGAUAUGGCCGUGUGGUUGGUGAUGCACAACCUGCUGAUGUGAUUGUUUUUCGUCAGUUUUAAUAUUAAGCUUAAUUAAUUCAAUAGUCUAUUCAGGGGGUCUUAAAUUUAUGUAGUAAUUAUUUAUUUACAAUGAUGGUUAAAGCUUUAUAGCAGUAAGUUAUAGCAUUCCUUAAUCUGUGUAGAUAUUCAUAAUAGAUUAACGUUAGUAGCUUCUUACACGAACCUGAAGUUAGCUACCUAUUUGCCAGCUUCUUGUUUGAAUUUUCCUGUUCCACCUUAUAUGAUGAAAUUUCAGGCACCAAAAGUGCCUCCUCCACCAUUUAAGGUGGAACGGGAAAAUUCGAACAAGAAGCUGGCGUAUGGGAAGCCAACUUUAGCAUCAUUCUUCUUACUGUGUUUUGGGGGGGGUAUUUUAUUUUUUUGUGUAUUAAGAUUAGAAGUGAUUCACACAUUGAUGGAUUUGCUGAUUGUGAGAUUGUGUUUUUAUCGAAGUGCUGAACUCGGUUUUUAACGUCAGGUACAGACUGAAUACUUCCCUGCUGGUCCGAACAGCUAAUUAUCACGAUCAGUUAUUGAAGUAAUAAAAGCUACCGAGAGCAGAUCCGAGCAGACUAGAUUAAUGCAUGUUUGAGGAUUAUAACAAACAAACUUGGUGAGAAUCGGUUGAGUAAUAAGGAAGCUGUGGCUGAUUUAAUCCUGAGACUCUUCGUCUCUCAAUACAAGUGAAUCUGUUCACAAGCGGAUCUUGACCUCUCCAACAUGGCGGACGCGCAGCCGUAUCGCCUCCGAUAGAAAACAACAGACAACGCGGCAUCUAGGCAUGUAUAUGUGUGUGUGCUGCUAACUAGUUAGCAGGCUAACAUCUUUGCUUACCACAGAACAUGGCUAACCAAAGUUUAGAUAAUAUUGAUUCAAAUCUGAGGGAGUGAAGUCGAGCAGCUGGAGCUGAAGGGACCAAAAAGGGGAAAUUAAACCUGUUUUGUGGUGUUUAUCUUAGCAUUUGCUUAGCGAGCAGGCUAGCGACCAAAACAGUGCCACACACCACAGUACAGGCUUGAUUCUGACUGACUGCUGCUCUGCUGAAACAAAUGUAGCUGAUAAAAAUUAAAGUCAGAGCGAGUGAAAGUGGAGUGACUGACACAAAUCUGAACUCGAGCCUGUUUUUUGGUGUGUGAGACUGUAGCGUUUUGGCUAAGCUAACGAUAGCUUAGCUUAGCAGGCCAAACAUACCACACAGCACAGAGCUCCCUCUACUAUACAUGUUUGUUCAGCUGUUCGGACAUAGAAGAGAAAUUUGGCACAUCAUAAUUUUGAAAUACCAUCAUUUUGUUUAAAUACCGCUUUAUUUUAAAGAUUGUAGUAUAGCUUAUUACUGUUAUACCACCUAACUAGUUCCAAAGCACAUAUGUUUUGCUAUAUGGUUUAUUGUGGCAUCAGAGCAUGCUGUGGGUUUCCAUGCUGAUGCUGGAUAAAUAACCCCAGGCAGGAUUCUGUGGUUGAGCACAGCCAGAGAUUUAAAGACUUUUUACUUCCUCUUGGAAAUAAGAGCGAGUUUGCUCUCUUGUACGGCUGCUGGGUCAAAAUAAAUCUGCGUUAUCUGCACAAACUUU
Messenger RNA from Colossoma macropomum (tambaqui), 3207 nucleotides. Its product is annotated as glutathione S-transferase theta-1-like. The coding region runs from base 292 to 975 and encodes 227 amino acids. NCBI's taxonomy places the organism in Eukaryota, Metazoa, Chordata, Actinopteri, Characiformes, Serrasalmidae. Gene Ontology annotation, biological process: glutathione metabolic process. Gene Ontology annotation, molecular function: glutathione transferase activity. The transcript is spliced from 5 exons. Gene Ontology annotation, cellular component: cytoplasm. The record is from RefSeq and is a predicted model, not a curated record.